CCGGGUGUAAGUGCAUGGGAAAGUCCAAGCCUGAGCACCUGCUGCCCUGAUCACCAUGGAGCGGGCCGGCUUCGCGCUGCUGCUGCUCCUGCUGCUGCCUGCCGCCUCUCCGCGAGAAGAUCGGAUCAUUGGGGGCACUGAGUGCCCGGAGUUGGGGCACCCCUGGCUGGUUCUCCUCUACUACUUUGACCAACACUACUGCUCCGGCAUCCUGCUGAACCAAAACUGGGUUCUCACUGCCGCCCACUGCCAGCAGAGUCACAUCCAGGUGCGCCUGGGGGAGCACAGCCGUGGAACCAGCUCGGGGAACGAGCAGUUCUCCGCCGCUCAGGAAAUCAUCCCCCACCCCGGGUUCCGCGCCCCCAGCGCCGGCAGCCGGGACUACGAGAAUGACAUCAUGCUGCUCCGCCUGUCACCCCCGGCCAGCUACACUGACUACGUGCAGCCCCUGGCACUGACCGACAGCUGCCCCCCAGAAGGGACCCGCUGCACCGUGAUGGGAUGGGGCACCACCACCAGCCCCGCCGAGACGUACCCUGAUGUCCCCCAGUGUGUGGACAUCAAUAUUGUCUCCAACACCAUCUGCCAGGAUGCGUACCCCGAGAAAGUGACUGAGAACAUGCUCUGUGCUGGGGUGCUGGAGGGAGGCAAAGACUCCUGCCAGGGCGACUCCGGCGGCCCCCUGGUCUGUAACGGGAAGCUGCAGGGUGUGGUUUCCUGGGGAGAUCACCCCUGCGCCCAGCCCAACAAGCCUGGGGUCUACACCAGCAUCUGCAAAUACCUCACCUGGAUCCAGGAGACCAUCGCGGGGAAGUGAUGGCCCUGGGGUCCGGGACUGGGGCCAGGUGGGGCAAAGAGGGUAAUUACUGACCCCAGCCUGGAGUGACGGAGAUGCAAUAAAU
Molecule: messenger RNA, 902 nt
Organism: Mauremys reevesii (Reeves's turtle)
Lineage: Eukaryota; Metazoa; Chordata; Testudines; Geoemydidae
Product: trypsin-like
Exons: 5
Coding region: 56-817 (253 amino acids)
Biological process (GO): proteolysis
Molecular function (GO): serine-type endopeptidase activity
Source: RefSeq, a predicted model, not a curated record